AUGACUGCGGAUAGCACCCAAAGGGUCGGAAACCAUUCCAGCUCUCAAAUUGAAGGUUCUGCAGAACUAUUGCCGAUCACAUCGGCGCAAUCCAAUUCCCCCGCAGCCCAGGAGUUUGAUGAAGACGAAAAAGACCAUGAUGUCAAUGUCCAAAGCACGACAGAAGAGUCAAUAGGGAAGCGCAAGUAUUGGAGACGUUUUAUCGAUGCUGUUUCAUGGACACCGCCGCGAUGUCGAUGGAAUACAGAGAAUCCGAUCAAAUUCGGCUUGCCUUUGAAUAUCCUGUUCGCAUUCUCGGCAACUUUCACGGUCGCCAAUCUAUACUAUUCACAUCCCAUUCUGGAUAUUCUUGCUCAAUUCUUCGAUGUCUCGCAUGAGCGAGCCUCGCUGAUCCCGACCUGCAGCCAAGCUGGAUAUGCGACAGGAUUAAUUCUUCUUUGUCCUCUUGGUGACUUAGUUCGGAGGAGGCACUUCGUAUUGCUCCUGACGCUUGUUACUGCGGCAUUGUGGGUUGGUGUCUGUAUCACCAAGUCAUUCGAGGUAUUCCUUGUGCUGAGUUAUCUAUCUUCGGUCACAACUGUUACUCCACAAGUCAUGCUCCCUCUCGUCGGAGAUCUGGUCCCCCCAGCUCGUCGCGCAACAGCCCUAUCAAUCGUGUCUUCGGGACUCGUCCUGGGCCUUCUCUUUGCCCGCCUGCUCUCCGGUAUAGUCGCAGAAUACUCGUACUGGCGAAAUAUCUAUUGGCUAUCACUAGGCCUCCAAUUCCUCAUUUUCGCCCUUCUGUGGCUGUUCAUGCCGGACUAUCCAUCAACAAACACCAAUAUUUCCUACUUCAAGAUCCUAUAUUCCAUCAUCGGAUACUACUGGAAAUCCCCAGUGCUUGUUCAGGCAACUCUCAUGGGAUUUUUCCUCUCGGCCACAUUCACCAGUUUCUGGACAACACUCACCUUCCUCCUAUCCGGCGAUCCCUACAACUACCCAACCCUGACAAUCGGACUAUUCUCUCUAGCAGGUCUUACACCUAUGUUCCUAGGCCCACUCUUCUCACGCUACAUGAUCGACAAAUUCGUGCCGCAGUUCUCCAUCCUCGUCAGUUUCAGCAUCCUGAUCACCGGCGUCAGCGUCGGGACCUAUACAGGCACAUAUACUGUCGCGGGCCCAAUCAUCCAGGCUGCGCUGCAGGAUUUUGGUCUACAGAUGACGCAAGUUGCCAACCGUGUUGCGAUCUACAGUGUUGCGCCCAAGGCGCGGAAUCGGAUCAAUACGGGAUACAUGAUUGGCGUGUUCUGUGGUCAGCUUAUGGGUACCUCUGUUGGGAAUCGUCUCUACAGUCAAGGAGGGUGGAUUCUGUCGGGAAGUGUCAAUAUGGCAUUUAUUGGGGUGGCGCUGACUAUUUGUCUUCUUCGUGGUCCGGCUGAGAAGGGAUGGGUUGGGUGGCAUGGUGGCAUUCGCAUCCGACGAAUAGAGUGA
Molecule: messenger RNA, 1470 nt
Organism: Penicillium roqueforti
Lineage: Eukaryota; Fungi; Ascomycota; Eurotiomycetes; Eurotiales; Aspergillaceae
Product: MFS transporter
Exons: 3
Coding region: 1-1470 (489 amino acids)
Biological process (GO): transmembrane transport
Molecular function (GO): transmembrane transporter activity
Source: RefSeq, a predicted model, not a curated record